AUGCUUCCCAGGUAGGUAGGUGAAGGAGGUUGUUUCUUUCAGGUUCCUCCCAUUUACGCUGGCUGAUGGUUGUCUGUUGUUGUUGCUGUUGGUAUUGGCCAGGAAUCUUCAUCACCUCUGUUUUCUCUGUGUUUACUUGGAGUCUUAUCUUUGAUGCUUCUUCUGCCAACUUGUUGCUUUUCACUUGAAAAUCUUCCAGUGUGUGGGAAAUCAGAUAUAUACAUGUUAUCGGCGAAGUCCAGACCCGCCAAGUUUUUUGUGCGAGUCCAUUUUAUGCCUGUUUCCUCAUUGCCUGGACCUCUGUUUGUUGCAUUACCCAGUCUAUCGGAAUCAAGAAAAUCAUUAGAGACAGUAGGCAGCCGGCCAGCCAGCUUGUCUUACUCGCGUUUCACUUCGAAGGAUUCCGUAAGUUUCCCAUUGUGGAUUACUUGGCAUGCAUGAAUCUGCUUGCGCGAAAGAAAAGUAGUGAUUAUCUUAAACCAGAAUUUAUAAAAUCUCAGCUUAUAUAUACAGCCACUUAAUCAUCGUUCCUCAGUAUGGCGACACUUUUGCGUUAUCGAAUUGG
Molecule: messenger RNA, 565 nt
Organism: Trichobilharzia regenti
Lineage: Eukaryota; Metazoa; Platyhelminthes; Trematoda; Strigeidida; Schistosomatidae
Source: the annotation of a GenBank genome assembly